GAGCGGAGGCUGAGAGCGCCGCCGCCGGAGAAGACCGACCCUCGGCCAGAGUCAGCCUGCGGCGCCCGGGCCUGGCUGGCUGCUUCCCGCCUCAGCCGCUUCUCCGGCUUCUGCCGCCGCAGACACCGUCCAGGCGGGUGCGGCAGAACGCAAGGUCCUACGGCCCAGUCUGGUCCGGUGCGGCCCGGAUCCGUGGCACGGGAGGACCCUACUGUGGACAUGAGUCGGUAAUGCCCACUGAGGACUUCUGGGAGCCAUGUCAGACGAUUCCGCCUCAGGGAGCGAUCCAGACCUGGACCCGGACGUGGAGCUGGAGGAUGCGGAAGAGGAGGAGGAGGAGGAGGAGGUGGCAGUGGAGGAGCAUGACAGGGAUGACGAGGAAGGCCUGCUGGAUGACCCAUCCCUGGAAGGCCUGUGUGACACUGAGCAUGCCCAGUUGGGGGAAGAUGGGCAGCGGCCGCCGCGGUGCACUUCAACUACCUCAUCUCAGUCUGAGCCUUCAGAGCAGCUUAGGCACCAAGGCAAGAUCCUAGCAUCUGAGGACCCCAAAAAGAAGCGAGCUCAGAAGCCCUCUCACAUGAGAAGAAACAUACGAAAGCUACUCCGGGAGGAUCAGUUGGAGCCCGUUACCAAAGCAGCACAGCAGGAAGAAUUGGAAAGAAGAAAGCGCCUGGAGCUGCAGCGUAAAGAGUAUGCAGCCCCCAUUCCUACUGUCCCUUUGGAGUUCCUACCUGAGGAAAUUGUCUUACGAGCUAGUGAUGGUCCCCAACUCCCUCCUCGGGUCUUGGCCCAGGAAGUCAUUUGUUUGGACAGUAGCAGUGGCAGUGAGGAUGAAAAAAGCAGUCGAGACGAGGUGAUUGAACUGAGUUCUGGAGAGGAGGAUACUCUACACAUUGUGGACAGCAGUGAGUCUGUCAGUGAGGAGGACGAGGAAGAGGAGAAGGGAGGCACCCAUGUGAAUGACGCCUUAAACCAGCAUGACGCUCUUGGGCGGGUCCUUGUCAACCUGAAUCACCCUCCAGAGGAGGAGAAUGUCUUCCUGGCCCCACAGUUGGCACGGGCCGUGAAACCUCAUCAGAUUGGUGGGAUCCGGUUCCUAUAUGACAACCUAGUGGAGUCCUUAGAAAGGUUUAAGACCAGUAGUGGCUUUGGCUGUAUCCUGGCCCAUAGCAUGGGGCUGGGGAAAACACUACAAGUGAUCUCCUUCAUUGAUGUCCUUUUCCGCCAUACGCCAGCCAAAACAGUCCUUGCCAUUGUGCCGGUGAACACUCUUCAGAAUUGGUUGGCAGAGUUCAACAUGUGGCUCCCGGCUCCUGAAGCCCUCCCAGCCGACAGCAAGCCUGAAGAAAUCCAGCCUCGGUUCUUUAAAGUUCAUAUCUUGAAUGAUGAACACAAGACGGUGGCAUCCCGUGCUAAAGUGACGGCUGAUUGGGUUUCAGAGGGUGGAGUGCUGCUGAUGGGAUAUGAAAUGUACAGACUGCUCACUCUGAAGAAGUCCUUAGCCUCAAGCAGACCCAAGAAAACCAAGAAACGCUCUCACCCUGUCAUCAUUGAUCUGGAUGAAGAAGACCGACAGCAGGAGUUCCGGAGAGAGUUUGAGAAGGCCUUAUGCCGCCCUGGUCCUGAUGUGGUGAUCUGUGACGAGGGACACCGCAUCAAAAAUUGCCAAGCCAGCACCUCACAGGCUCUGAAGAACAUACGUUCUCGUCGGCGGGUAGUGUUGACUGGCUACCCUCUACAGAACAACCUCAUUGAGUACUGGUGCAUGGUGGACUUUGUGCGCCCUGAUUUCCUUGGUACUCGUCAGGAGUUUAGCAACAUGUUUGAACGCCCUAUCCUAAACGGACAGUGUAUUGACAGCACACCUCAGGAUGUCCGCCUCAUGCGCUACCGGAGCCAUGUUUUGCACAGCCUCUUGGAGGGCUUUGUGCAGAGGAGAGGCCACACUGUGCUGAAGAUUCACCUCCCUGCCAAAGAAGAGAAUGUGAUCCUGGUGCGGCUUUCUCAGAUCCAGAGGGAUUUGUACACACAAUUCAUGGACCGCUUCCGGGAUUGUGGGAGCAGUGGCUGGUUGGGGCUGAAUCCUCUGAAGGCUUUCUGUGUAUGCUGCAAGAUCUGGAACCACCCUGAUGUGCUGUAUGAGGCCCUCCAGAAGGAGAGCCUAGCCAACGAGCAGGACCUGGAUGUGGAGGACCUCAGCUCAGCGGGGACCAGUGCCCGCUGCCCACCGCAUGGCCCGAAAGUCAAGGGGGAAGAUAGUGCCUUGCCUGCCUCCUUGGGAGAAGCAACCAACAGCAAGUUCCUGCAGGGAGUCGGCUUUAACCCUUUCCAGGAACGGGGCAAUAACAUUGUUACAUAUGAAUGGGCCAAGGAUCUUCUGACUAAUUAUCAGACUGGAGUCCUGGAGAACUCUCCCAAGAUGGUACUUCUUUUCCACCUGAUUGAAGAAAGUGUGAAGCUUGGGGACAAGAUUCUUGUCUUCAGCCAGAGCCUUUCUACCUUGGCUCUCAUCGAGGAGUUCCUAGGGAAACGAGACAUGCCUUGUCUGCCUGGUGCCGAGGGGCAAGGAACGCAGAAGUGGGUCCGAAAUGUCAGCUACUUCCGUCUGGAUGGCAGCACCCCUGCCUUUGAGAGGGAACGGCUCAUUAACCAGUUCAAUGAUCCCAGCAACCUAACCACCUGGCUCUUCCUGCUCUCUACAAGGGCUGGAUGCUUGGGUGUGAAUCUGAUUGGUGCCAAUCGAGUGGUGGUAUUUGAUGCUUCCUGGAACCCUUGCCAUGAUGCCCAGGCAGUAUGUCGAGUAUACCGUUAUGGCCAGAAAAAGCCCUGUCACAUCUAUCGACUUGUAGCUGAUUAUACUCUUGAAAAGAAGAUCUAUGACCGGCAGAUUUCCAAGCAGGGCAUGUCAGAUCGGGUAGUGGAUGAUCUAAAUCCAAUGCUGAACUUCACUCGGAAGGAAGUGGAAAACCUGCUGCACUUUGUUGAGAAGGAGCCAGCUCCCCAAACGUCUUUGGAUAUAAAGGGGAUUAAGGAGUCAGUCUUGCAACUUGCCUGCCUGAAGUAUCCUCACCUCAUCACCAAGGAGCCUUUUGAGCACGAAUCAUUGCUCCUCAACCGAAAAGAUCACAAGCUGACCAAAGCUGAGAAGAAAGCAGCAAAGAAAAGCUAUGAGGAGGACAAACGCACAUCAGUACCCUAUACCCGCCCAUCGUAUGCGCAGUAUUAUCCUGCCAGCGACCAGAGCCUGACCAGCAUCCCUGCCUUCAGUCAGAGGAACUGGCAGCCAACACUGAAGGGUGAUGAAAAGCCUGUGGCCAGCGUUCGUCCUGUACAGUCUACCCCCAUCCCCAUGAUGCCCCGGCAUGUCCCGCUCAGUGGCAGUGUAAGCUCUGCCUCCAGCACAAAUACAUCCAUGAACUUCCCCAUCAACUACUUGCAGCGGGCAGGAGUCCUUGUGCAGAAAGUGGUCACCACGACAGAUAUUGUUAUUCCUGGACUCAACAGCUCCACAGAUGUUCAGGCGAGAAUCAAUGCUGGUGAGAGCAUCCACAUCAUCCGAGGGACGAAAGGGACAUAUAUCCGCACCAGUGAUGGACGCAUCUUUGCUGUCCGGGCGACUGGCAAACCAAAGGCCCCUGAAGAUGGUCGGAUGGCUGCCUCAGGUUCCCAGGGGCCUUCUCUUGCGUCCACAAGCAAUGGCAGACACAGUGCCUCAUCACCCAAAGCCCCUGACCCCGAGGGGCUGGCCCGGCCAGUCUCUCCUGACAGCCCAGAAAUCAUCAGUGAGCUCCAGCAGUAUGCAGAUGUGGCCGCUGCUCGGGAAUCCCGUCAGAACUCCCCAAGCAUCAGUGCUGCCCUGCCUGGUCCCCCGGGCCAACUUAUGGACAACAGCACCAUUCCUGGGACAGCUCUUGGAACUGAGCCAUGCCUUGGGGGUCAUUGCCUCAGUAGUUCGCUCUUGGUGACUGGCCAGCCCAGUAGUGGCAGGCACCCAGUGCUGGACUUAAGGGGCCAUAAGCGAAAGUUGGCCACUCCGUCUGUCACCCAGGAAUCAGUCCGUCGACGGUCCAGGAAGGGCCAUCUGCCGGCCCCCAUGCAGCCCUAUGAACAUGGCUAUCCAGUCUCUGGCGGGUUUGCAAUGCCGCCUGUCUCCUUAAAUCAUAACCUCACCACCCCUUUCACCUCCCAGGCUGGGGAGAAUUCCCUAUUUAUGGGCAGUAACCCCUCCUACUACCAGCUAUCCAAUUUGCUGGCAGAUGCCCGCCUGGUGUUUCCAGUGACUACUGACCCUCUGGUGCCAGCAGGCCCUGUCAGUUCCUCUUCCACGGCUACCUCAGUCACUGCCAGCAACCCCUCCUUCAUGCUCAACCCUUCUGUGCCAGGGAUACUACCCAGCUAUUCACUCCCAUUCUCACAGCCACUCCUGUCCGAGCCCAGGAUGUUUGCGCCUUUCCCUUCCCCCGGCUUGCCCAGCAACCUUUCGCGGGGCGUGUCUGUCUACCCAGGCUAUAUGUCCCCACAUGCAGGCUACCCAUCUGGUGGCCUCCUCCGGUCCCAGGUGCCUCCAUUUGACUCGCAUGAGGUGGCUGAGGUGGGGUUCAGCUCCAAUGAUGAUGAGGAUAAAGAUGACGAUGUGAUAGAGGUCACUGGGAAGUAGCUGGGAAGCCCCUGCCCACCUCACUUGGGGCUCCUAGAAGGUUGCCCACCAAACUGGAAGGCAAUGAACCUGGUCUUUCUGAAAAUAGGGUACUUGGCAGGAAGGAAAAGAAGGCAAAGGAGAGUGGUUGGCCAUAAUGGCGGGCUCUAUUGCUGUUCAUUUGAAGAAGAAAAGAAAAAAGAACCUAGAAACUCCACAGAGCUGUAAUAGUGGGAAAUCAGGGACCGAAAACAGGGAUGGGUGUGCAGCAGCCUGCCUCUUCCUUUCUGCCUUUCCUGUGCCGUCUGCUUAGAUGCCCAUUUGAGUGCAGAAGCGCAUAUCCCAUUCUGCCUUUGGGAACAGCUCUCCCGAAAAAUCUGCCUGAGUGACUUAGUUUGGCCUGAGGAUUGGAGAAGAAUGAGGGAGACAAGGGUGGGCACGGGGGCAGACAGAUUCCAUGGGAAGGAAGCGAACCAGGCCGUGUGUGUGUGUGUGUGUGUGUGUGUGUGUGUGUGUGUGUGUGUGUACGUGCGUGUGUACGUGUACUCAUGCACGAAAGAGAGAACGUGUAUGUAGCAGAAUAAGGGUGAAAGUGGGAGGGAAGGGAGGGGAAAAACUAAGGUAAACUAAAAAGAAAUGAAAUUUAUCUUUUUUGAAGUGUAAAUCAGAGUGUGGUGGUUUAUGGCUACUAAGUUGAACAUCACAGUGAGUCCAGGAGAGGAGCCCUGAGAGCCAGCCCCCUUCAGCCAGGUGAGGAGAGGCUGGCUAACUGGAGUCCCUAGUCCCACAUUUGCUUUUUAACUUGGGGGAAAAUCAUGAGAAAGUGAGUGUUUCUGAUCUCUUACUCUCCACAGUGGCCAUCUCUGAGCAGAUGUCCCUUUCCCUGUGGGCGCUAAGUGCACUGCAGUGAAAGGGUGAAGUUGUGUUGUGGCUGGAAAAGACCUGCUUCACCAGGACAAAACUGAGCCCCUUUGGCUGCCUGUCCUGGUGGCCUUUCCUCCUCUUCCCUCCCCAUUAGAGAGCUCCAUGUUAACUUAUUUCUUAUGGGCAAUUAUUUAUUUUCAUUUGGGGGGCAAGGGUGGUGGGUGGAGGUUAUAAAGAAGAUAGCAGAUAGUAAAGGAAGUUCUAAAAUAUUCCAAAUCCCCUAGCUGCUGGUAAAAAAGAAAAAAUGAAAAAGAAGGGUCCCAGGUAGAUGGUGAAUUGACCAGGGAAAGAGAAUUAAAAUUAACCAAAAGUUAGAUUUAACAGCCAUGUUGUGGGGAAAUGGCCUCUCAGGAAAAUCAGGGAUCCCUGAGACUGGCUAGUUGGGGUGGUGAGACUCAUUCCAUAAAAUUGAAACUUGGGAUCAUGAACUUUGCUACUGGGAAGUAAGUAACCUCCACACUUGGAACUACUGUCCUCUGGCGGUUUACAGGCCAGUCCUGCUGAGAGUGGAGCUGGGAUCGGAAGCUGCUGGGUUGAGGUAAUAGACUAUUGAUUUUGAGUCAGGACUUUUCUUAGCCUCCCUAGCAUAUCAAGUGAUCAGCGUGGGACUGGUUUCUGGUCCCUCCAUCUUCUCCGAAGUUAUCACAGGGAAGCCCUUCCUCUGUGGUAGUCUUAUGUCUGUCUUUUGUUUUAAAAGAGUACAAACAUGAGUCAUUCUGGUCUCGCUUCCCUUGUUCCAAAUACCACAGCAGGGGUAUCUAGUGCUUAAACAUAAACACUGGCUGUUUUCUAUUAUUGGUGUGUACUGUGUCUUGUAGCCCUCUGCCCCCCAAGUUUUUCCAUGCAGCCCUUUGUGAAGAAUAGCUCCUGUCUGGCUUUACCACCUUCCCUUGGCUCUAACCUGAUUGGGCAACCGCUAGAUCUGCCUCCUAGUUCAAGAAGUAUCUUAACCACUGCCUGUGACUCUGGGCUAGCAGCUUCUCAUUGUUGGGGAGAAAGGAGCCAGCUUAAGGGCAGACGCUGGGAUUGUCCCAUAGACAAGGAGAUAGAGGAUUGAUGGGGUGUGUGUACUGUCCAGUAACACCAAAGUCGACUUGAGCUGUCUCUGUUUUCAUGUGCACCCUGUCAGACACUUAACUCUUCUACUCAUAGAAGCCUUAGAUCUACAACUUAGCUAUGCAAAUUAUUUUUAACAAUUUAAAAAUAGCAGUUUCAACCAGUGCUUUCUCUGUCAAAUGUAGUCCAAGAAUUGAUAGUCAAGACAUUUAAUUGGAGUGGGCUCUUAGGUGGGGGCUGGUACAGUGGGAGUGAGCUAUUCCAGAUCUCUAUAACUUGUAGAACACAUUCAGAACUUGUGUUACAUGGACGCCUCUCUGACCUUGGAAUACUGAGUUUCAGAGUUGUAUGUCUGUGUGUAUGCCCUGCUAGCCAGGAAAGGGCGUUUCUGUGUUCACAAAUAUGAAAUUAGUAGAAAUAAUUUCAGUAGGGAACUGGAACUGGUUUUUACCAGGAAGUAAAUGGGACUUUGGAGAGUUAGCAUGGGACUGCUGUACACUUGGUCAUCCCAGGCUUGGGCCUCAUGUCAUCUGUGCAGCAGCCAUGAUUCUAGACAGGUCUCCUGGCUAAAGAAUGUGAUAACAUGCAGCUUCUGUUGUAUAAGGGUAGGGGUGAGAGCAUAGGAGAUUGAAUUGCUUAUUAGCUCCGUGGACUUUGACAACCCCCUUUCCCCAACAAACUUAAGUAUCUGCUUUUCAUAUGGACUCAUGGGGAAAUGCACAUACACAGCACGCAUGAGCAUGCGUGAGCAUGUGAUGAGGGAAGCAGGAGCCUCACAAAUCUAUCGUGCUUAGAUUGGAAACAUGAGGUAGUAGGUAGGUCUACAGAUUCAUUCUUGUAACCUAGCCCUCAAGAAGACAAAGCAGGAAGAUCAUCUUGGGCUGUGUAUGCAGGAGACAUGGGGAAAGGCAAGGUCAGGCCCUGCGUUCUCUUAUUUGUCUUUUGUGGAAUGUUUUAAGGGUCUCAAGAUUCUGUCCAGUCACUCUGGUGUAUUCUAAAGUCUUAUUGUCUAUAACACUACUAAAUGAUGCAGGGUGGCGCUUAAGAUACCUGAUUCCCUUAGGUCUCUAUGUCCCCUCUGUUAGGGAUGGAGUAGCUGUUUAAGAAAGUAAGUGAACCAUAUUAGGUCAUAUCCUUCUUAAUGGCUUAGCUCUGAAGUCCUCAACCCUUGAGUUACACUACUUAUGUACCUGUAUUCCUGGCUUAAAGAUUUUGUCUGGUCCUUGGAACUCUUCUAGGAAUUAAUGUGUGGAUCAUAUAUUUGUGACUUAAGUUUCCUACUCUGGGAGCAUGUAGCAAAGAGCUGGGGUGUGUUUUGCUGGUUAGGUGAGACUGCCAGUAGCAAGCAGUCAGUAUCUGUAGGUGUGACAUCCAUUGCUCGGGAAGUGAGUCCUUAUCCAUGGGGAAGGCUUUCUGGGGUGUCACAUUCCUUGUUCCUACACGGACCUUUUGCUUCCCACGUUCCGUGGUUUCCACAUGCCCAGGUCUCCUGAGCCAGGGUUUUCUGUGCAUUUGGCCAGGUUGCUCUUUCCCAGUAUUGCUGCUGAGAGAAAUCACCCUCCCCCAAAGGAUGACUUUCUGGCUCCUCUGCUGACUAGUUCCCAGGAAAUCAGCGCCAAUUGGAAAAGUGCUGAACUGCCCGUUGCUCACCUCCAGACUCUUUCCUGACUAUUGCCCCUGUGUAUUUGAAUUGCUGUAAUCCCUCAGCAUCUGUUUUGUGCCAUUAGCUUGGCUCUAGGCCUUCUAUGAAUACCUGAGUCCUCUGAUGAUGAACUAAUAAGUAGGCAGUGUCCGCCCUCUCUGCUUUUCAGGGACCCAAGUCUGCGCCUUUCCCCUACUACAGUCUGUUUGCCAUAGUCAUCUAGUGUGCUGGGGAGAGUCAGGCAGGCUGUGUCAUCUACAAUGUAAAGGGCUGGGGGAGGCUUGGGCACUCUGCUACCACUACUAGGAUAUUCAGACAAGCGGGGACCUCAUACUGUGACCUGACCCAGGACCCUCCCUGGAAGAGAGCUCAGCCCAGCUGUGUUUGAGUGAAUGUGUGUAUGUGUUUGCAUGUGUGUGCUCAUGUGCACUGUGGAGUAAAAUGACUGUUAUCUGAUUGUGUAACUCAGGACAGGCUGGGGACUCACCAAAAGAUUCCCUCAAGCCUGCCCAAGACAGGUUUUUUCCUUGUACCCUCUUCAGAGGGAUCAGAGAGAGGGUCCAGGUGGGUUAAAGGGGAUGCAACAGAUAACCACUAAGGCCACACUGCUGCCAGAGGAGCUGGGGGAAAAGGAGGGAGAUGAGGUUGCCCCAAGGCUCUGGUACCUGGCUUUAGUUUUCUGUCUUCUUUCCUCAGGAUGCCCCUGAGGCCCAGGACCUGUGCCUGGCUUAGAGGACCAUCUGUGGCUGGGUGAUCCAGCUGCUGAUGUGAUCAUGGGCUUCCCUCCUCUCUCAGCAGGGCAGACACUUCUGCCCCAGGGACUGGGCAACUGGCUGUUUCUAUGACGUAUUUAUUUUUACUUGUGUUUCAUGUCACUUUUUUAAAGAAAAAAGCAAACAGAACAAUUGUAAGUCAGUAUAACUGCCUAUCAGUUUUCUUUAUUUCUCUUUUUGUAAAAUAAAACUUAAACUCAA
Messenger RNA from Apodemus sylvaticus (European woodmouse), 9232 nucleotides. RefSeq names its product RAD54 like 2 (gene Rad54l2). Gene Ontology annotation, cellular component: nucleus. NCBI's taxonomy places the organism in Eukaryota, Metazoa, Chordata, Mammalia, Rodentia, Muridae. Bases 257 to 4657 code for a protein of 1466 amino acids. The record is from RefSeq and is a predicted model, not a curated record. The transcript is spliced from 22 exons. Gene Ontology annotation, molecular function: ATP hydrolysis activity; ATP-dependent chromatin remodeler activity; ATP binding.